Neltuma alba is the source of this 2224-nucleotide messenger RNA. RefSeq lists its product as uncharacterized. The transcript has 3 exons. Bases 107 to 1990 code for a protein of 627 amino acids. NCBI's taxonomy places the organism in Eukaryota, Viridiplantae, Streptophyta, Magnoliopsida, Fabales, Fabaceae. The record is from RefSeq and is a predicted model, not a curated record.
UCUAUCUUCGGCUUCUUCCUCAUCGGCCCCUCCUCAAGCAACCAGCAAGGGAGAGAGCCUUCACUUUCCAUCCCAUAGUUUGAAUCUCUAUGAAACCUUAACAACAAUGGUGGGACCCAAAAGACAUUUCCUGCCUCUCGUUCUCAUCUCUCUUACUGCUUUCUUCUUUUACUCCUACUACCACUCCUCUCUCCCACCUUCAACCUCUGAGUUUAACCCUACUUUCACUGUCUCUAAUCCCAUCCACACUCAAAACUACAAGCCCAGUUUAACCAAUUUUUCUUUCAUCGUCAAAGUUCUUGCCUUUAACCGCCUCGAUUCAGUCUCUCGGUGCCUCCAGUCCUUGGCCAAUGCCGAUUACCUUGGUGAUCGUGUCAACCUCCAUGUGUACAUCGACCAUUUCACCCACCAAAAUGGGUCGUCUACUACAGUGGAUCAAAAAUUAAACGAAUCGCGUAGGAUUUUGGAAUUUGUUGAUGGAUUUGAUUGGAAAUUCGGUGAUAAGCUCGUGCAUUAUCGAACGACCAAUGUGGGUUUGCAAGCGCAGUGGUUGGAGGCGUGGUGGCCAAGUUCUGAUAACGAGUUUGCUUUUAUUGUUGAAGAUGAUUUGGAGAUUUCGCCGCUUUAUUAUGAGUUCAUUAAGAGCUUGAUUGUGAAUUUCUACUACAAUGCUUCGAAUUAUAGUCCAUCAAUAUAUGGAGCUUCACUGCAGCGACCAAGGUUUGUUCCAGGUAAACAUGGAAACAAAUUGCAAUUGGAUGAUAGGACAAGGCUUUUCUUGUAUCAAUUGGUUGGCACAUGGGGUCAAAUUCUCUUUCCAAAGCCAUGGAAAGAGUUUAGGUUGUGGUAUGACAAGAACAAGUCAAAGGACAUAAGGCCAUUUCUUGAGGGGAUGGUGACUACAGGGUGGUACAAAAAAAUGGGAGAGAGAAUAUGGACUCCUUGGUUCAUCAAAUUUAUUCAAUCUCGUGGUUACUUCAAUAUUUACACAAAUUUUUUGCAUGAGAGGGCUUUGAGUGUUUCUCACAGAGAUGCCGGAGUCAACUAUGGGAAAACUGCUGGACCUGACUCUCAAUUACUAGACGACAGAUCUCUUGAUUUCAAUAUUUUGGAAAUGCACCCAUUGAGUAGCUUAAAAUGGUUUGAUUUUUGCUUCAGAGAGGUAAUCCCUGCAAGGGUUGUCACGAACAUGGAUGAACUUGGACUUCUGCUUCCCUCUUUGAACAAGCAGGACAGUGUCUUUUUGGUGAACCUUUUUGAGGUAUCAGGUUCUGUAGCUAGAAAUUUACUGUGUCAUUUUGAAAGUUUAAAUAUCAGGAAUUAUAUACUUUUGGGCCCUGAGUCUGACUCCUUAUUUGAUCUAGCAAGGAGGGGACAUCCUGUGAUUAAUGGGGACCAAUUUAUCAAAAGUGUUGGAUUGUAUAAGCUUAGUUCUCUAGGUUCACGGUUUGAGGCCAUCAAGAGCAUUUUGGCAAAGGCUUAUGUAAUUAGAAAGUGUUUGGAAAAUGGGUAUAACUUGUGGGUGGUUGAUGGGAACGUGCUUUUUCUCAGUGCUGAUAUUUUUUCAGAGUCCAAGGAUCCCAAUGAUGAUUUAUUUCUUGCACCAAGCUUGGAACUCUUAUAUGCCAGAAGCUCAACUACUGCUAAGAAAAUAUGGGACAAUAACUUGGUAUCGAAAGUUGCCUCCAUGGCAGAGGAUAUGGCAAGAAAAAGUUCGCUUUCCCAUGGUGACCUAAGCUUUGUGCAUGUUAUAGCAAACAUUUUGGAACAAAAUGGUGUGAAGUUUAGAAAACUUGAUGAGACUACCUAUGGCAUGAAGAUUGGAUCUGCUAAUGUUAAUAAAUCUUCUUUAGGGGAUAAAAAUAAAAAGUUGGUGUACUGGUCAGCAGAAAUGGGACUGGAAUCAAUUCAGAAAUGGCUUGAGGAGUUGAAUUUGUGGGUUGUGGACCAAGAAUCCUCAUGCACUGCUGUGGUCUGUCACAAGUCAUAGCAUUUAGGGUCAGCUAGAAGUAGCUAUAAUUUUUUUUCUUUUUUGAAAUUAAUUCGUAUUUUUCUUCUUUUAUUUUAAUUUUGCUUAUAUAUGUUUCCACUUAGUGUACUAUCAUCUGCAACAAAGCUAAAAAUUUCCCCCUGUAUGAAUCUUGGGCAACAUGGGCAAGAUGAAGCUAGAUGGCCCGAAAAAGCAGCUUGCAAAGAUUAUAAUGAAGGAAUACUUUUGACCAUC